UGAUACCUAACACUUCAUCUAUACAAAAACUUUGCGCUUAUACGCCGGUACAAGACUUCGCGCGCACACCGACGGCUAAGAACUUCCUGUUAUUCUUGCCCUUUCACAAUUACCGGAUAUUAUCUCAGUGUUUUCGAAAAUGCAAGACACUCCAGGGAUGUGCCGCAGUCCAGAGCUCGGAGAAUCACCAUGUUAUUUCUGCCGUGAUGCUGCGAUGAUGAUACGACCAAAGUUUCGCAUUCGGUAUAUCAGGGUUUUUAUGGGCAUUCUAGUGCUUUUACUGAUUAGGAGUAUGUUGCUAGAUUAUAACUACGAACUGGACGUAGGUGCGUCGCUCAGAGAUCCAGUUUUAGGGCCUCGCAUGAACUCUCAAGAUCUGUUUUUGAUUGUGUUAGUCCUUUCGACCCCCGAGUCAUUCAUUCAAAGGCAGGCGAUUCGCGAAACAUGGGGGUCAAUAACAUCAACAGACAGCAAAGGAAAAUCUGAUAAGAAGGUCAAGCUAGUUUUUGUCUUGGGCGGACUUGGACAUGUGGAUUCUGCCCUGAGAAGAGAACAUUCCGAAAAAAAUGACUUGCUCAUCGGUAGCUUUGAGGAGACGUACAGAAAUUUGGUUGUUAAAGUUUUUGUCGGCUUAAAGUGGGCUAGCACUCAGCGCUGCAAGUACGUAUUCAAAGCAGACGAGGACGUUUUUCUGAAUAUUCCAAGAGUUGUGGAAUGGGUAGAAGAAAUAGGCUCUCCCCAAAGAUUAUAUGCGGGGGAAGUAGUUAACAAUAACACCGUAUUACGGUGGCCAUGGGCUAAAUACAGUGUGAGUCCGCUCGUAUAUGAGCCAAGUUAUUACCCCCCGUACUGCAGAGGAGCGUUCUACCUAUUAUCAAGGCCGGUUCUUCCGGCAAUUUUAGAGGAAGUGGCAAAGCGUAGAGCCUUUGCAGUCGAAGAUGCAUUUCUUGGGGUUAUAGCAAAUGCGAUUGGACUUAUGCCGGCUCAAAUUCGGGGUUGUAGUUCCUCCCGAAAGACCCGAUGGAGUAUCUCGAAUUGGAAUGAUUCAACAUUUAACGAAAUAACAUGCUGUGGGGACGCUUUCGAUGAUCGAAUUCUAAGAUAUAUUCACUAUAGAAAAUUAUAUUUGAGUGAAAAGCUCCGUCAAGAAAGAGGAAACCUCAACUUUCACGAGAAAGGCAAUUAGAAUAGAACAAUGAGUUUAUUUCGGAAGGCUUACUUAGAUUUGUACUAAUCGUUGCUUUUGUUUUUAAUGGUGAGCACGUGUAUUGCGCAAUGGCUAUCACUUUGGUGUUCCCGCGGAUAAUUUAGUAAAGCAGACGAUAUAAAACCAUAACCCCAACCUAAAAUCGCUUACCCAAAGUAAUACAAUUCCCCCUAAGCGCUUUGAGUGAGUGAGGAUGAAAUGUGAAUAGCGUGUAGAUGCUAUUUUUCUACUAAGGCCAAAGGUCUUGUCUUUCGCAUUCUAUUUUGUUUAAUCUAGAUGAUAUGUUUGGUUUGCCUUAAUCAUAUUCGCAAAUACAACCCGAUACUUGUGUUUUUCAAAUAAAGUUUCCAUAUUCAUUUA
Nematostella vectensis (starlet sea anemone) is the source of this 1567-nucleotide messenger RNA. RefSeq names its product beta-1,3-galactosyltransferase 1. Gene Ontology annotation, cellular component: membrane. The transcript has a single exon. The record is from RefSeq and is a predicted model, not a curated record. Gene Ontology annotation, molecular function: hexosyltransferase activity. Bases 140 to 1186 code for a protein of 348 amino acids. NCBI's taxonomy places the organism in Eukaryota, Metazoa, Cnidaria, Anthozoa, Actiniaria, Edwardsiidae.